AUGGAGUCAGUGCACAAAAUCCUCGCAUCAGCGCGUGCAGCACCCUACGGAAAUCUCCUCCCAGCCGGGGACAACCUAUUUCUCUCCGUCGCCGAAGCAGUACAAGACCACAUGAGCAACUACGAUGCAUCGCAUGACUUUAACCACAUUCUCCGGGUCCUGGCACUAUCUCAACAUAUCUUGCUCGCUGAAUUUAACACUACAAAGACUUAUGACCCCACCGUGGUCCUCCUCAGCGCCCUUCUUCACGACGUGAACGACAAGAAAUACGCCCCACCAGUUAUCGAAGGUCAGCAGCAGACCUCGAAAGUGACUCUGGUGUUGCAGCAAGCUGGAGCCUCGGCAGCCCUAGCAGCUAGGGUAGAAGAGGUGGUCAAUCACGUUUCGUACUCCACUGAGAUCAAGGACCCAAAGAAGGUGCUGUUCGUUAUACAGCAACAUCCUGAACUUGCUAUCGUGCAGGAUGCGGAUCGUAUUGAUGCCAUUGGAGCCAUUGGGAUUGGUAGGACGUUUACCUUUACGGGCGCUAAGUUGGCGGGUGCUAGUAUGCAAAAUUCGAGAGAGCAUAUUGAUGAUAAGUUGGAGAAGUUGGAGGGGAUGAUGAAGACUGCUACUGGUAGACAGAUGGCUAGGGAUCGUACGGAGAGGUUGACCAUUUUUAAGAAGUGGUGGGAUGAGGAGACGAUGAUGGUGGGGGUUUAG
Aspergillus luchuensis is the source of this 702-nucleotide messenger RNA. RefSeq names its product HD domain-containing protein. Lineage: Eukaryota; Fungi; Ascomycota; Eurotiomycetes; Eurotiales; Aspergillaceae. The transcript is spliced from 3 exons. The record is from RefSeq and is a predicted model, not a curated record. The coding region runs from base 1 to 702 and encodes 233 amino acids.